GCUCCCCUCAGGCCACCACAGCCGGAGCCGCCGUGUCUCCUGCUGCCCUGUCAGGAAGGUCCCCACCCCGGAGGGCUGCCCGGCCGCCGCCGCCGCUCUGCAACCUCCACCUUCACUGCCCGCCGGCCCAGGAUCCCAGCUCAGGCACCGCCGGGGACAGACCUCGCGCGUCGGGGUACUCGCCCGUGAAGCCCCGCGCAGGCGUACUACCCAAAGAAGCCGGCCAGCGAGGAAGGGGCGGGGUUUCUGCGGGCGCCGCCCAACCGGGGCUGGGCUCGCUUCCGGCGUGCUAGGCGGAGCGCUCGCUACUUCCGGGCAGUGGAAGGCGGCCCUCUCCGUCGCUGGUUGGCGACUUCCGGGUUCCUCCGAGCUUGCUUCCGCGAGGCCUUCGCUUCGUUUCCUCCUCGCCGGCCGACCGACCGAGCGACCGACCGGCGAGGGCCCUUCUUGCGGCCCUGCCAGGUUUGCCUCCCCCAGCCUCACGCCUGAGGACGCUUUCGCGGCAACUCCCGUCCUGCUAGCCAACCCACUGGAGGAUCUCGGGCCGGAAACAGCUGCCUUGAGACCAUGCCCAGAAGAAAGAGUGUGAGGUCCCUGCAGAAGCUGUGCCUGGAGAAUGUGGCUGAAAACAUGCAGCGCCUCUGGGCCAAAGAUUACACGGAGAACUACCUGGACCAGUACCAGUUCUGCUACAUUGAGGGGCCCUUCAAUGAGCUGGCUGGCUCCCUGGUGCACGAACUGCUCUGUUUAAAAGGAAAGCGCCUGACCCGUGCCAUGCUCCACUUGCUCCUGGUGCCCCAGCUGACCAAGCUGAGCUUGAGCAACUGCCCAAAGCUGGUCAACAACACCAUCACCCAGAUGAUCGGCCUGCGCUGCAAGAAUUUGUCCUCGCUGGAUCUUAUGGGCUGCAGCCGGAUCCCCAUCAAUGCUCUGGUCAACCUCAUGGAAGGCUUGCCCCAUCUCACCAAGCUGGACCUUGCCGAGACCCAGUGCAACACCCAGGUGUUGUCGGCCGUGGGCUCCUGCUGCCAGCGGCUCCGGGAGCUGGACAUCUCGUCUUGUAAGAGGAUUUCUGCAGAAUCCCUCUUCCACCUGGCCUUUGACCCCACAGCCGGUGCUUUCUGCUGCCCGGAAUUGCAGAUCCUCUCAGUGGAUGGGCUGGAGAGCAAGCCCUACAGCGACGACCUGCCCUGGGCUUUGGCUUUCCUGCUGCUGGCACUGCCCAGCCUGGCCUUCCUGGAGAACGAGUUUGUGGCCGAGGCGGUGUGCCUCCUCCACGACGAGGACUUUGAGGGGGCCCAGAUCCCAGCUGGCUUUCCCUCCAUGGAGGAGCUGGUCCAGCGCAAGAGGUCUGCCGGCAAGGCUGAGCCGGGCUCCAAGCUCACGCUGCCCCUCAGGGAGAUCCUGGAGGUGAACGAACCCUUCCUGCCAGAGGUCCGUGCGGUGUGCCCCCAGCUGGCCAAGGUGACGGUGCUCCUGGAGGACAGCCCUGGCCUCAGCCCGAGCUUCCUGCCCUGGGGCCAGCUGGCGAACCUGACCCUGGAGUGCAUGGAACUCAAGGAGCUGGGGGAGCUCUUGCCCGUGACGGCCCGCCUGGGGGCCCAGCUUCAGGCCCUCUCGGUGGAGGGCUUCUCCCUUGGCGAUGGCCCAUGCUUCUCUGUCCUGUUGAGCCACUGCCCAAAUAUCCAGAAAUUCAGUGCUUCCCUCUUCUACGCCACGAAGCCCGGCCGCCGCCGAGGAGCCACUGGCCCAGACGCCAGCCUGGCGCCCCCCGGGUUCCCUCAGCUCCGUGACUUCACCCUGUCCUUCUCUGACUUGCAUGAUGAUGUGCCACCCCCCCAGGUGCCCGUCCUGCAAGCGAGCCUCACGUCCCUGCUCUUGCGCUCCCCCUGCCUGGAAAGCGUGCUCCUGAUUGGCCUGCCCUUCUCCCUGGAUGGGGUCUUUGAGUCGGUGCUGGAGGGCACGUCCUUGCCUGGGCUCCGCUACCUGUCCUUGAUUGAAUGCAAGAUCUCCAGUCCCACCAUCCACCGUCUCCUGUCUUUGGACAAUCCACUCAGCGACCUGGACUUGGACAGGUGCCCCGACAUUCACCGGAAGGACUACGCAGAGCUCCUCCGGAGAGUCAGCAGGGAGCACCUCGAACUGCAGGUCAAGUGGAAGUGAGAAGCAGGCCCGUGGCCUGGCCAGACGGCAGCUCUGCUUGGGCGAGAGCCAGCCGGGAGCAGAGGUUAAUAAAGUUUGCAUUCUGUAA
This is a messenger RNA of Pogona vitticeps (central bearded dragon), 2251 nucleotides long. RefSeq lists its product as uncharacterized. Gene Ontology annotation, biological process: SCF-dependent proteasomal ubiquitin-dependent protein catabolic process. Gene Ontology annotation, cellular component: SCF ubiquitin ligase complex. The record is from RefSeq and is a predicted model, not a curated record. NCBI's taxonomy places the organism in Eukaryota, Metazoa, Chordata, Lepidosauria, Squamata, Agamidae.